AUGUCUUUUACUGAGAAGUUCCCACCACAUCUGUUUGAACUCAUUAAAACAUCCAAGUACGUUCAUGUGGCGACAUGUUCCAAAGACUGUAUACCUACAAUAUCAUUAAUGAACUAUAUUUAUGUACCUAUUGGUAAGAGCUAUGAAAAGGGUGAAGAUGGUGCUGAUAAAGAUUAUAUUGUUUUUGCCACUUUGACUAAUACCGAGAAGUACCGUAACAUUUGCGAUAACCCCAAAGUUUCAUUAUUAUUCCAUGAUUGGAUUACCGCUAAGAAUCUCUCUGUAAGGAAGCACAGUUUGUCUCAAAGCCCAACCCCUGACAAUAACGAUGAGACUCAAGAACAUCCAAGCAAACUUCUAAACCUGUUGCAAGAAUUGAAUCAAGCUGAGUUAUUCCAAAUGAGUGCAAACCUGAGGGGUUCAGCAUCCGUUGUUAAUCCUUCUAGUGACGAAUCUAAAUACUACAAAGAUUUACUGCUAAGAGUUAAUCCAGAUGCUCACGUUUUCAUCCAACAUGCUAACACGGUCGUUGUUAAGGUACAGAUUGAAUCCGCCAAAGUUUCCGAUACAGAAAAUAACACUAAGGUCUAUAACUGA
This is a messenger RNA of Zygosaccharomyces rouxii, 597 nucleotides long. RefSeq names its product pyridoxal 5'-phosphate synthase. The record is from RefSeq and is a predicted model, not a curated record. The coding region runs from base 1 to 597 and encodes 198 amino acids. NCBI's taxonomy places the organism in Eukaryota, Fungi, Ascomycota, Saccharomycetes, Saccharomycetales, Saccharomycetaceae. Gene Ontology annotation, cellular component: cytoplasm; nucleus. The transcript has a single exon.